GGGAGGGAGUUGCUCUCUUGCCUGGCCGCUGCACCAUGAGCGGCGGAUGCGCCUGGCGGUGGGGCUAGGAUGCCGUUUGUGCAGCUGGGGAAAAUCGUGGCAGAAAAUGGAUGUGUCGAGUGUGAGUGAGGUAAAUGGUCAUCAGAUGGUGGAUGAACCUAUGGUGGCAGAUGACACCUAUUCACAUUGUGAUGAAGGAAGAUUCAAGGAGAUUCCAAUCACACACCAUGUGAAGGAAGGGUGUGAGAGGGCUGAUCCCACACAGUUUGAGUUGUUGAAGGUCCUUGGUCAGGGAUCUUUUGGAAAGGUGUUUUUGGUUAGAAAGGCGGUUGGCCCUGAUGCUGGACAAUUGUAUGCAAUGAAAGUACUGAAGAAAGCUACCCUAAAAGUUCGGGAUCGUGUUCGUACAAAAAUGGAACGAGAUAUUCUAGUGGAAGUAAAUCAUCCAUUUAUAGUUAAAUUACACUAUGCCUUUCAGACUGAAGGGAAACUUUAUCUAAUCUUAGAUUUCCUCAGAGGAGGGGAUGUAUUUACACGCUUAUCCAAAGAGGUCAUGUUUACUGAGGAAGAUGUCAAGUUCUACCUCGCAGAAUUGGCCCUUGCUUUGGAUCACCUGCACAGCUUGGGAAUAGUGUACAGAGAUCUAAAGCCAGAAAACAUUUUACUUGAUGAAGGAGGACAUAUCAAGUUAACAGAUUUUGGGCUAAGUAAAGAAUCAGUUGACCAAGAAAAGAAGGCAUACUCAUUUUGUGGUACUGUGGAGUACAUGGCACCAGAAGUAGUAAACAGGAGAGGUCACACACAGAGUGCAGAUUGGUGGUCAUUUGGUGUGCUAAUGUUUGAGAUGCUGACUGGUACAUUACCUUUCCAAGGUAAAGAUCGGAAUGAUACAAUGAACAUGAUACUCAAAGCUAAAUUAGGAAUGCCUCAGUUUCUUAGUCCAGAAGCUCAAAGUCUUCUCAGAACACUAUUCAAGCGAAAUCCUGGGAAUCGAUUAGGAGCUGGCCCUGAUGGAGUUGAAGAGAUCAAAAGGCAUCCAUUCUUUGCCACCAUUGACUGGAAUAAACUGGUCAGAAAAGAAAUCCAGCCUCCAUUUAAACCUGCUUCUGGUAAGCCAGAAGAUACUUUCUGCUUUGAUCCUGAAUUUACAGCUAAAACACCAAAAGAUUCACCUGGUAUUCCACCAAGUGCUAAUGCACAUCAGCUGUUCAGAGGGUUUAGUUUUGUUGCAACUAAUUCAAUGGAAGUAGGGCAAAGCACCCCUCUCGCGAUAGUACAACCUAUAGUGCAGCUGCAUGGCACCAGCAUUCAGUUUAAUGAUGGAUACGAGCUCAAAGAAGAUAUUGGAGUUGGCUCCUACUCAAUCUGCAAGCGUUGUAUACAUAGAGUUACGAACAUGGAGUUUGCUGUUAAGAUAAUUGAUAAGAGCAAACGAGAUCCUUCUGAGGAGAUUGAAAUACUAAUGCGCUAUGGACAGCAUCCAAACAUCAUUACUUUGAAAGAUGUAUAUGAUGAUGGCCGGUAUGUUUACCUUGUCACUGAACUAUUGAAAGGAGGUGAACUACUUGAUAGACUCCUUCGACAGAAAUUCUUUUCAGAACGAGAAGCCAGUGCUGUACUCUUCACAAUAACAAAAACCGUGGACUACCUUCACUGCCAAGGAGUUGUGCAUAGGGAUUUAAAGCCAAGUAACAUUCUGUACAUGGAUGAAUCUGGUGACCCUGAAUGCAUUCGAAUAUGUGACUUUGGGUUUGCUAAACAACUGCGUGGUGAGAAUGGCUUACUUAUGACACCGUGUUAUACAGCCAACUUUGUGGCUCCUGAGGUUCUUAUGCGAGGGGGUUAUGAUGCUGCAUGUGAUAUCUGGAGCCUUGGAGUCCUUCUAUACACCAUGCUGGCUGGUUAUACUCCUUUUGCCAAUGGACCAAAUGAUACUGCAGAAGAAAUUUUAUUACGGAUAGGAAGUGGUAAAUUCUCACUGAGUGGAGGCAACUGGGAUACAGUUUCAGAUGCAGCUAAGGAUGUACUGUCCAAUAUGCUUCAUGUUGAUCCCCAUCAAAGAUUCACUGCUGAGCAGGUGCUCAAGCAUCCUUGGAUUGCUUGCCGGGAUCAGCUGCCACAUUUCCAAUUAAAUCGUCAGGAUGCUCCUCAUCUAGUAAAAGGAGCCAUGGCUGCUACAUAUUCUGCCCUCAACCAGAAGACCCUUCGUCCAGUGUUGGAACCAGUUGCAGCUUCAAGUUUAGCCCAGCGCAGAGUUAUGAAAAAACUUACCUCAACAGACUUAUGAAUUAUGUUGGAACCAAUAAUGUAUGGCUCUUUCAAUUCAUUUGAAUGGCUGCAAGCUCCUGGAGGAUGCACAAACCUAGAGUUUUUGCUUUUCCUUUUUUUGACAUUGGGGAUUGGGAGAUUGGAUACCAAAUCAGGACAUGAAAAAUUGGGUUGAUGAAAAGAUGCAAUGAUGUGAUUAUAUCAAUUACAAAAGAGUUAUGGAAUAUAAUUCAUUGCACUCACAUUGCAGUUUUGAAAAGGGCAUAAAAAUUUUAAACAGGACAGCAACGAGAUCAGAGUAAGAAAGUGGGUCGCUGGUGGCCUAUAUUCAAAGCUAUUUUGCUUUUGUGAUCUUGUUCUAAGAUAUUGUUUAAUUAAACUUUCUAUUUUAUUUAUUUACUUUCAUUUUCAAGAAAUACAGUGCUUUCAGAUAAAGUUUUAUUUUGAAGUCAAUUUAUAUAUUGUCAUUAAAAUGUCACAUUGCACAACACUAUUCUGGAUUGAAUUGAUGUUGUCCAACAGCCUUAAAGUUAUUCCUUAACAAAUGUUAUUUAUUUAGUUUUCCAUUUUCUCAGAAAUUGGAAAUAUGUGAAGACUUUCCAAGAGAAACACUUGUUAAUAUUUUACUUUUGUUAUUGAAAUCUUUAAAAUUGUUUAGGGAACACACAGCAAUUGCACUAAGGCAAUAGAUAAAAGUAGCAUUUUAGUGUUGAUGUACUUUAUCUUCAUUAACCCCGUAAUAGUUUAAUUUUUCUGUUUUGUGUGUUUUAUGAAAUGGAAAGUAAUUGAUACAAUGAACUGAAGCUGCCUUUGUCUUUCUCAGAAUUAGCCACUUGCAUAUCCGAGAACACUAUCUGUAUUUGAUUGGAUUUUAAUUUCAGCUCUAGCAAAAUAGGAAACUACAACUAAGAUGAGACAUUUUAAUUGCUUCACUUUUUUAAAUACAUAGUCUUCCAUUUAUGAAGAUCAUACACAAUUUUUUGUCAAUUACUGUUAUUCGUGGCAUAUUUGAUUUAUCAAAUUUAUCUUUUUCUCUGUGUAAUCCAAUAAUGGUUAGACAAUUGACAGAUACAAUGUGCCCAAAAUAUCUCUGAGGGAGAUCAUUGCAAUUUUUUUUUAUAAGUUCUUUUAAAUUUGCACAUAAUGUAGGUGAAUUUAGGAUUUAGAAGUAGGCACAUUAGUGAUUGCAAGCUGAAUAACACAUGCUAAGUUUUGAUGCAAUUUUAAAAUUUAGCUUUGUUAUAAUGUUUACUGCAGAAAUAACCUGCUUUAACAUUACUUCUACUGCAUCUUUAAUGUAUUAACAAGUCCCAAGGAGUUUCACAUUGGUAGUUUUGAAUGCAAUUUGGUGAGGAGUAAGUCAAGCUUUUAGAGCAGGUGACCAAAAGUCUGGCAAGUAAGUAGUUUCUUAAGGAGCAUUUUAAGGGAAGAAAGAUGAGAAAAUGUAGAAAUGACUUUUCAGAGUUUGAGACCUUUGCAGCCAAAGAACAAAAUUACUAGUAGCAGAGCGAUUAAAUUGGAGAAUAAUCAAGAAUGAAAUUUCUGGUUGUGGUUAAAAGCUGAGAUUAAAACUUUGUUAAAGAUGAAAGCCAUAUCUUCAA
This is a messenger RNA of Mobula hypostoma (lesser devil ray), 3869 nucleotides long. It is a transcript of the gene rps6kal, whose product is annotated as ribosomal protein S6 kinase a, like. Gene Ontology annotation, molecular function: magnesium ion binding; protein serine/threonine kinase activity; ATP binding. The record is from RefSeq and is a predicted model, not a curated record. Gene Ontology annotation, biological process: peptidyl-serine phosphorylation; intracellular signal transduction. The transcript has 22 exons. NCBI's taxonomy places the organism in Eukaryota, Metazoa, Chordata, Chondrichthyes, Myliobatiformes, Myliobatidae. Bases 47 to 2287 code for a protein of 746 amino acids.